Molecule: messenger RNA, 7091 nt
Organism: Trichoplusia ni (cabbage looper)
Lineage: Eukaryota; Metazoa; Arthropoda; Insecta; Lepidoptera; Noctuidae
Gene: MRP
Product: multidrug resistance-associated protein 1
Exons: 25
Coding region: 244-4800 (1518 amino acids)
Biological process (GO): transmembrane transport
Cellular component (GO): membrane
Molecular function (GO): ATP binding; ATP hydrolysis activity; ABC-type transporter activity
Source: RefSeq, a predicted model, not a curated record
UUUAUUCUAUGGUGUGCGGCGGUGCGGUGCGGUGGCGGUGUGAUGUGGUGUGUGAUGUUAAAAAUUUAUCGAAUUUUUUUACUUAAUUUAACUUUAAGUUUUCAGUGAAUGAAUAUUUUUGAACUGUGGGUUAUCGUUAAUAAUUCUGAAUUACAUUCAAAGACAGUACACGAAUCGGAAAAGUGUCAGUUUCAUCGAAAAUUUAUGGCAGUUACAAUAAACUUAUAAUCACAAAUUGUGACAAUGUCUUACAAUUCCUCGCUUGAUUCCUUCUGCGGAUCAGUAUUUUGGAAUAGCAGUCUCACAUGGUACACAGACAACCCAGAGCUUACGCCAUGUUUUCAAAAGACAGUGCUGGUAUGGACACCGUGUUUGUACUUAUGGGUCGCGGCGAUCCUUGACACCUACUACAUAUUGAACAGCAAAGAAAGAAAUAUACCAUGGAACAUGUUAAACAUCAGCAAGCUGUUCAUAACUUGCCUUUUGAUAGUGUUAAAGUUUGUGGAUCUGGGCGUCACAGUGCACACUUCGUCGCAGGGUGAAAUAGAAGUGUUUAAUGCAGAUUACUAUAGUCCUAUUGUAAAGAUUUUGACAUUUGCUUUAUCAGCAACUUUAUUGUACUACAAUAGAAAGUUUGGUAUGAGAGCGUCGGGAGUACUAUUCUUCUUUUGGUUACUUCUGAUAUUCGCUGGCCUGCCCCAGCUGAGAACUCAGAUAACGGAACAUUACUAUCUCACCGACGAUGAAAAUGUUCAAUAUAAUUUCGUCAGCUACAUGGUGUAUUACCCACUGGUUGUACUCAUGUUCAUAUUGAAUUGUUUCGCCGACUUGCCACCGAGAGAUUCACCUUACAAAUACGACAAGAACCUGUGUCCGGAGAAUGCGUCGGGCUUUCCAAGUCGCCUUACAUUCAGCUGGUUUGACCCGCUUGCCAUAACUGGAUUCCGCAGAAGUUUAACAGAGGAAGAUCUAUGGGCCCUCAACCCUCAAGACAGUUCCAAAGAAGUCGUACCAAAGUUCGACAAAUUUUGGGAGAAGUCUUUAAAGAAACGCGAAAUAGCAAACGGUACGAAAGCCACGUACCGCAAGACUUCGGCUAGCGUGAAUUUCAAGCCUGAAACUGAGAAAAAGCCGGCCUCCAUCCUGCCCUCGCUAUGCCUAGCCUUCGGAGGACAGUUCCUGUUCGGAGCACUCCUUAAGCUCUUCAAUGACUGCCUUAUGUUCCUGUCACCACAAUUACUCAAGCUCCUAAUAGGUUUCGUGCAAGGCGAUGAGCCGAUAUGGAAGGGUUACCUUUAUGCAGUUGCGCUGCUUGCGUGCGCUACCGUGCAAACUAUGUUACUGGCACAUUACUUCACGCGAAUGUAUCUCGUCGGUAUGAGGAUAAGAACUGCUCUGACGAGCUCCAUCUACAGAAAAUCACUUCGGAUGUCGAACGCCUCGAGGAAAGAGUCCACCGUCGGAGAAAUUGUCAACCUUAUGUCGGUGGACGCUCAAAGAUUCAUUGAGCUGACUGCAUACUUAAACAUGAUAUGGUCGGCGCCACUCCAAAUCGCGCUCGCCUUGUAUUUCCUAUGGGGUAUCUUGGGCCCGUCUGUUCUCGCAGGUUUAGCUGUGAUGAUCAUUUUGAUUCCUGUCAACGGACUUAUCGCCAACAGGGUGAAAACUCUUCAAAUUAGGCUAAUGAAAUACAAAGACGAAAGAGUUAAACUAAUGAACGAAGUUCUCAAUGGAAUUAAGGUCCUUAAAAUGUACGCCUGGGAACCAAGUUUUGAAGCACAAAUCUUACAAAUUAGAAACAAGGAAAUGCACGUUUUGAAACAAGCUGCUUAUCUUAACUCUGCUACCUCAUUUAUAUGGUCUUGUGCACCAUUCUUGGUGUCGCUGAUGUCGUUCGGCUGCUUUGUAUUGGUUAACGACACCGAAGUGCUGGACUCUAAGAGAGCUUUCGUAGCGUUGUCUCUUUUCAACAUACUACGUUUCCCUCUGUCAAUGCUGCCUAACGUUAUAUCGAAUGUCGUACAAACAGCCGUUGGAAUAAAAAGAUUAAACAAAUUUUUAAACUGCGAGGAAUUGGAUAUUAGUUCCGUUGAACACGACCCGAAAGAUCCGAACCCGAUUGUGAUAGAGAGUGGUCACUUCUCGUGGGGUGAACAAGACACUGAGCCCGUCCUGAAGAACAUAAACCUGCAUGUACCGCGCGGGUCUCUAGUCGCCGUCGUCGGCGCUGUUGGCUCCGGCAAGAGCUCCCUGCUGUCCGCACUACUGGGAGAGAUGAACAAAAUGUCAGGACGCGUUAAUACAACUGGAAGCAUAGCGUAUGUGCCACAACAGGCUUGGAUUCAGAACGCAACACUCCAAGACAACAUUUUAUUCGGUCACCCACUCGACAAACAGAAGUAUAAUAAUGUGAUAAACGUGUGUGCUCUCAAACCUGACUUCGACGUACUACCUGGUGGAGAUCAAACUGAAAUUGGCGAGAAAGGUAUAAACCUGUCUGGCGGUCAGAAGCAGCGUGUGUCGUUAGCGCGCGCAGUGUACUUCGACGCCGACAACUAUUUCCUAGACGACCCGCUCAGCGCCGUGGACUCCCACGUAGGCAAGCACAUCUUCGACAAGGUGAUCGGGCCCGCGGGGCUGCUGAAGGGCAAGACGCGCGUGUGGGUGACACACAACGUGUCGUACCUGGCGCAGACGGACCUGGUCGUCGUGCUUCGCGACGGCGAGGUCUCCGAGGCCGGCUCCUACCAGCAGCUGCUCGAGAAGAAGGGCGCCUUCGCAGAGUUCCUACUGCAUCAUUUGAGUGAUGCCGAGCGAGUUUCUCCUGAAGAACUAAAAGAAAUUAAACAAGACCUUGAAAGUAAACUUGGUAGUGAAUUCCAAAACAAGUUACAAAGAGCUCGGUCACUCUCCGAAAGUGCUUCGGAAUCCGAUCAGACUGCCGCAGCGGGUGACCGUGCCGGUAGCGUAAAACGGAAGACCCCAGACAGCGUAACACCAAACGACUUAAAGAAACAAAAUAAGCUUAUAGAAACUGAGAAAACUGAAACUGGAAGUGUAAAAUGGGGUGUAUACAAACACUAUCUCAUGAGCGUUGGAAUCCUAUCGUCUGUGGUGACUGUGGUAAUGAAUCUUAUUCUGCAAGUGUUCCAAGUCGGCUCCAACUACUGGCUCACUGAAUGGGCGAAUGACGACCAAAUGAUAGUCAAUGGAACCGUAGACAAACAGCGACGUGACAUGUACCUGGGUGUGUACGGCGGGCUCGGCAUAGGACAAGUGGUGUCGGUGUCGGUGUCGUCGCUGGCGCUGUACCUGGGCACGCUGGCGGCGGCGCGCGCGCUGCACGCGGCGCUGCUGGCGGGCGUGCUGCACGCGCCCUCCAUGGGCUUCUUCGACUGCACGCCCGUGGGCCGCGUGCUCAACCGCUUCAGCAAGGACGUGGACGUGCUCGACAACGUGCUGCCCAUGGUGCUCAGGGGCUGGACCUCCUGCUUCUUUGCGGUAUUGGGAACUCUGUUCGUGAUAAGUCUAUCUACCCCGAUCUUCAUGGCGGUGAUUCUCCCUAUCGGUGUGAUAUACUACGUCAUACAGAGAUUCUACGUCGCCACGUCGCGGCAAUUGAAACGUCUGGAGUCGGUGUCGCGAUCGCCUAUAUACUCGCACUUCGGUGAAAGUAUUACUGGCGCUAGUACCAUUCGAGCUUAUGGCGUUGCUGACAGGUUCAUUACAGAAUCUGAGCGAGGUGUUGAUCACAACCAAUCGUGUUAUUAUCCCAGCUGCAUUGCAAACAGAUGGCUGGCUGUCAGGCUUGAAAUGAUCGGCAAUCUUAUCAUAUUCUUCUCGGCAAUGUUCGCUGUGCUCAACAGAGACACUGUCAGUGCAGGCCUUGUGGGUCUCUCUGUCAGUUACGCUUUACAGAUAACGCAAACUUUGAAUUGGUUGGUCCGCAUGACAUCCGACGUUGAAACCAAUAUCGUGGCCGUGGAGAGAAUAAAAGAGUACGCAGAAACAGAGCAGGAGGCGGCUUGGAACACGGCCGUGGGACCCAGCGCGACGUGGCCGGAGACGGGCGCGCUGCAGCUGGAGCGGCUGUCGCUGGCGUACCGCGCCGGCGCCGAGCCCGCGCUGCGUGACGUCACGUGCGCCGUGGCGCCGCGCGACAAGCUGGGCAUCGUGGGCCGCACGGGCGCCGGCAAGUCCACGCUCACGCUCGGCCUCUUCCGCAUCGUCGAGGCCGUGGGCGGCCGCAUCCUCAUCGACGGCCUGGACAUCGCCAGCAUCGGCCUGCACCAGCUGCGCGCGCGCAUCACCAUCAUCCCGCAGGACCCCGUGCUGUUCUCCGGCACGCUGCGCAUGAACCUGGACCCCUUCGAGACCUACACCGACGACCAGAUCUGGCGCGCGCUCGAGCUGGCGCAUCUCAAGCCCUUCGUGCUGGGACUGGCCGCCGGGCUGCGCCACGAGGUGGCCGAGGGCGGCGAGAACCUGUCGGUGGGCCAGCGCCAGCUCGUGUGUCUGGCGCGCGCGCUGCUGCGCAAGACGCCGCUGCUCGUGCUCGACGAGGCCACUGCCGCCGUCGACCUCGAGACCGAUGAACUCAUACAGAAAACAAUCCGGACUGAGUUCGCCAACUGCACAGUACUUACAAUUGCUCACCGGCUGAACACCAUCAUGGACUCUACCAAGGUCAUGGUGCUUGACAAGGGCCAACUCGUGGAAUAUGCCCCGCCAGAACAACUGUUACAGGAUAAGAAUUCUAUAUUCUACAGCAUGGCUAAAGAUGCUGGGCUAGUUAAUUAAUUAAUCUACUCAAAAUAAAUUACCAACUUUUCCAUUCCUCUUUGUGAAAUGCCACUCAUUCAGUGGUAAUCUGUUACAAGUAAACAAGUUCAAUUAUCUUCUUCCAAAUCAAUGUUAUAGGACACAAAAUUAGAGAUUGACAGCAGUACAUAUAAAAACUAUUACCUCAUUCCAGAUGUCAAUUUGUCUGUUACAGUUGUUAUAGCAACGCAAUAGUUGAGAGUAUAAGAAAUUUAGUUUCUUGUGUAAUAAUGUAUUUCCAAUCUUACGUUCUCAACUCGAAAUAGCUGCUCUAUGCUGCCUUUAGUAUAUAUAGUAAAGAGUAAGGACUAAUGCAUUUGACAUCUACAAUUUUGUUUUAGUGUUUAGUGUAUUACAAUUGAAGCAUUUACAUUUACAACUCAUCACAGUAACAAAUAAAUGGAUAAUAGUGUUUUUGAUAUCGAAAUAGUACUUAAGUAUUUUGACAGGGUGAGAUUUUAAUGAGUUUCAGUUAUGUAGUGGUAGUGGUAAAUAAUUUAAGUAAGCUCAAAUCAUGCUACAUCAGUCGUGGAUGAUUUUAAUUUGGUAAGUAAUUGUGGGCUACAAUUAUUUUUCUAAGAAUUUUAUGAUUAAGUCAAAUUCUUAGGCAAAACAGAAUUGCUUGCAAAUUAAAAUCUUUGCGAAACAUUACAAAAUGUGUUCAAUUAAAUCAGUUACGUAUGUACUUAAAAUUUAAUUCGUUAUUAGACUUACGUAAACUCUAACAUAUUACCUACCUCCCCGAAACGAAAAGUCACAGUAUGAAGUUACAGAGAUUACUUAGAUUGCGGCGGUUUGAUUGCAUGCUAACUAAAAUAGGUUAACUUGAUAGUACUUAGAAACUUUUAUAUCUCAGCCACUACGACUAUAUUAGGAUUGUGAAAUUAUUGUUGAAAUAAUAUUAUUAUUAAUUAUAACAAAUUACUUUUGUUUGGUUGAUUAUGUAAUUACUUAAAAUCUGAGAUAUCGAUGUAUUAUAAUUAAGGUGUAAUGUUUUCGUUAUUGUUGUGUUACAGGUUGGAUAUAAUUUAAACAUGAAUUUAAUACAUUUAUGGCAAAUAAGUUACCACGCACCUUUUGCUUUUCAAUUUGCGAAUUGGAUAUUCGGUAACCUUCCGCAGUAAAUAAUUGUGUUACAGAGCGACUGACAACGAUUGUAAAACUAUCCUAGAAACAUACUCCUUCUAUCGGUCAUAGGUCAUAGGUUGUCUGAUCCAAAUAUUUGGUUUGAAGGCGAAGUUGUUACGGUCUUUGCUCGAGUGCUAACCAUAAAUUGUAAUAUACUUAUUAUACUUAAUAAAAGUUACUUAAUGUUAUCUUUGUAAAGGAUCAUGUAUAUAAACUACAAAUAUAUAUUAAUGAAUAUGUUCUGUUUUAUAACUUUACGUCACAAUAUUGUACAUUAAUGCGGUAAACAUACGUUUUGGAACGCGUAAUGAUAUCACAGUUUUUGAUUAUUUGUGCUUUGUAGCUUUUAAGUAUUCUAUAAACUACAAUUAUUGUAGUUUUAAAAUUGCCUUAUGCUUAAUGAAGACUUCAUCGUACUUAUAAUAAGUACCAUUAACUAUUAUUUUUAAUGGGAUGGCUUUUACUUUUAGAUCAACAUUUAAAGGGUAGCAAACUAAAUAUUACAGUUAACUAAGUGCGAACAAUCGGUACUUAAAAAGAAAGGUUUAAAACCAGAAUAUUAUUAUUUUCUUUUUAAUAUCCCAACAUAAAUAGCAGGUUCCAUAAUUACUUUUUAUGUAACACCUGAAGUUUUUAUACAAUAGACAUAAAUAUUAGACUUCUCUUAACCGUAUUUUCAACAAUGCAUAAAUAGAUUUAAAAAGUAAAAUUAACAAUCUUAUUCAGCAGUUCUUGCCGCUUAGAAAUACCGAAUCACAACCUCUUUAUGCCGACAUUAUUAUUUGUUAAUUUAAGCCGGUGUUUUACAAGUGUGCUUUUAUGUGCUGAAGGAAUAGAGGAACAUUUAGAAAACACUAAGUAAACCUGUUACUGCAAUUACUUGAAUCCCUUAUUUAAAUUGCGCAAUAAUAUUAAAAUUUCUCUUGUUAUUAAUAAAGGAAAUAAAUUUUCGUUUGUACCUCUAUGUAUAAAACAUGUUCAUAAUGUUAAAGUGUACAAUAUGUAAAAAGUUGCCCACAUACAACAAGGCAGGUUAGAAUGUAAGUAGAUUAGUCUUCACUUUUGUGCCUAUUGAGUAAUUUAAGGUUAACCUUGUUUCAAUAUGCAUUAAAAUUAAAAAUGUUUUACCAUAUGAUAGAAUA